GGUCAGAGGCUGUAGAUGCGACGUGAAAACUCUGAUACUUGGGUAACUGAUGACAACACCAUUGUGUGUUUAAUUGUGGUGCAUGGAGCAACAGAAUUUGACCCCAAAAAAACAGACUAUUGCAAAAUUACUUGUGGAAAGAACGUGCAUCCAAGUUGCAAUUGUACUCGAUCAGGAAACCGCCAAGAAUUCAAUCUUAAACAAAGCAAUGAAUUUCGCAAAUUAAUCUUGGAACUUCACAACGAAGCAAGAGAUAAAAUUGCUUCCGGAAAUGAAACUAGAUACGACUUGACUUCGGCUUCCAACAUGAUGGCAGUGAGUUACAGUUUAGAACUGGAAUACUUUGCUAGAUGUUUUAUGAGAAACAAAUUUGUGGGUGAACGCGAUAAAGAAAAUUGUGUAGUAAUGUCAAAUGGGCGAAAGGUGGGGCAAAAUCUGUAUGGUACUGUUGGAAAUCAAUCUAAUGUGUCUUGGGUGGAAGAAGCGUUUGAAGAGUGGAUGGAUGAAAUGCAGAACAUACAAAUGGACACCAUUAAUAAUUUCACUAUGCCGGUAGAAGGACAAGCUAAUUUUGAUCAAUUUACACAACUAAUGUGGUCCACUGUUAAUGAAGUAGGCUGUGCACGAAUCUACACAGCUGAUACUAAAAAAAAUAAAUAUGUAGAACCUUACGAGUCAGCUAUUCUCUGUAACUAUGGAAUAACAAUCUUGAAAGAUCAAAACUUGGCACCGAAUACACUAGGCCAACCAGUUUAUAAAAGAGGAAAACCUUGUUCAGAAUGUCCAGAGAACUUGAAAUGUAACAAAAGGUACCACGCUUUGUGUGGUGAAAUUGCUCCUGUUCCAACAAGUGCACCGUAUGCACUUGAUUCUUCAAAAGCUAUGACAAGCAAGAAAUUUAAAAGUUUAACUCUUUUGGUUGUGACUAUCUUCGUAUCGUUUUUAUUGUAGAUAUAUGUAUUAGUAGAAGUUACUCUAAAUUAUUAAUCACGAUUGACUUUCGCGAUUGCACUUUACUAUUAUUACAGGUAUCUGUAAAAAUUACUGUUCCCCAAAUUAAUAAACACGAAAUUGUA
Molecule: messenger RNA, 1076 nt
Organism: Tribolium castaneum (red flour beetle)
Lineage: Eukaryota; Metazoa; Arthropoda; Insecta; Coleoptera; Tenebrionidae
Product: venom allergen 5
Exons: 3
Coding region: 16-951 (311 amino acids)
Source: RefSeq, a predicted model, not a curated record